AUGCCUGUCCUACUGACGGAACACAGCCAGAAAGUAACUCACCAUCCUUUCAUUCUCUCUCUCUCUCGCUCUCUCUCUCUCUCUCUCUCUCUCUCUCUAUGCCUCCAUGCCUCCCUCUCUCCUGUGUGAUAUGGCCUGUAACCUCUUCAAGUGCUAAGCUCUAAUUACUGACAUUUCUCCAGAGAUGUGCUACUGCAUUGUGGGUAUUUAACCACCUUUCAUUCCAUCAGUGGAGCGCUCUGAAAGGUCAGAGACCAGAAGACAGUCUGAACUGAAUCAAUGAGGUGACCUUUCCUUUUACUGUGUGUGUAUGUGUGUGUGUGUGUGUGUGUGUGUGUGUGUGUGUGUGUGUGUGUGUGUGUGUGUGUGUGUGUGUGUGUGUGAGUAGUUUAGUUUUUUGGUCUUUUGAGGAGCCCCAGGUGAAUUAACUCUAAACAGUGAACAGUGUGGUCUAACAUGAUUGGCCCAUCAAUGUUACCGAGCUCAGGUGUAUUGGUCAAUUGUUAUGAACCUUUCCUUUAAAUGUCAAUCGGGCUACAACGCUGCUCCUGAGCGCUACGGAUUGAAUCCAGUCCUAAAUUGAAAUGGAAUUGCCUCCAACCCUGGUGGUUGUAAUGAACAUUAGAUUAGAGCAGGGCUCGCCAAACCUGUUCCUGGAGAGCUAACCUCCUGUAGGUUUUCAAUCCAACCCCAGUUGUAACUAAGCUAAUUCAGUUUAUUAACCAGCUAAUUAUUAGAAUCAGGUGUGCCUGAUAAGGGUUGGAGCGAAAACCUACAGGAUGGUAGCUCUCAAGGAACAGGGUUGCAGAGCACUGGAUUAGAGAAUGCACACUCAUUCAUUCAUGCAGCAGGUCCCCCUCUGGCACCUAUGGGUAGUGAUUGUAGUCUACUGUAUAACAGCCAUCCCCACAAGGUAUGACCAGUGAUUUCUGAACUUCCAGGUCGACACAGUCAUUCUAGCCUCACAGUCAUUUACACAUAAUCCCCCCCCCCCCCCCCCUGUCCUUUAUAGCUUGGUAUUGAGUGGCUCAGUUAGGAGUAAUAAUAUUUAGGUUGUGCAGCCAUUUGUAGAACACACCUCAGUCCCUAAUUCCACUGGGGAAAUUAAUUAGGUUACAAUGCAAUUACACAGGUUAGUACCCCUCUGGGCCAGACAGGGAGGGAGGAUGCUCUGAUAGGUGAUUAAGUUAAACAGACAAGGGUGUGUGUGUGGGUGUUGGGUGGGUGUCGGGUGUGUGCAUGCUUGUGUGUGUGAAUGCAUGUGUGCGUGUCUGCGUUCGUUCGUGUACCUUUGUACAAGUUUGUUUGCAGGAUUUGGUUAGCCCCGUGUGGACUUACACACCAUAGGUUCCCUCGCCAUCUCCGGAUGCAUGCAGCUCCCGUGGGAUUAUGGUUAAAGGUGGCGGCUCGGUACCUAGGUGGAGCUGCUGCCGCUACCCAUCUACUCUAUCACCAUGGGAAUAAUGACAGUAAAAGAAAGAGUGAUUGUACUGUCUUAUUUUUCCUAUUUUCUCUGUCUGUAGGCAUAUACAGUGAGCUCCAUAAUUCAUUGGACAGUGACCAUUGUUUUGUUAUUUUGGUUCUGUACUCUAGCACUUUGAGUUUGAAAGGAUACAAUGACAAUGAGCGUGAAGUGCAGACUGUCAGCUUUAAUUUGAGGGUAUUUUCAUACAUAUCGGAUGAACCGUUUAGAAAUGACAGCACCUUUUGUACAUGGUCCCCCCAUUUUAAGGUACUACAAGUUUUUGUUAAAUUGGCUUCACAGAUGUGUGUCGUUAGGCAGGUGUAUUCAUUUGUGUCGUUAGUGAAUGCAGGAGAGCUGUUGAUGAAUAGUAAUGAUUCUAGACUUUGCUAUUGCCUUUGGAGGUUGUUAUUGGGGUGUGACAACAUGAGGAAGACAGCAGUGUCGAUGCAAAUGAAGUUGGCCGUCAUAAGGCUCAGAAAUGAAAAUCAAUAAUUCAGGAACAUUGCAAAAACCCUGGCCAUGCCCAAGUCAACAGUUUUGUUCAUCAUUAACAAGAAAAAAACAACCGGUGAACUCAAUUAUGUCAAAAGACCCAGUAGACAGAGGAAGACCACUGUAGUGGAUGACCGGAGAAUACUCUCUAUGGUGAAGAAAAAACCCCUGAUAACAGCCCAACAGAUCAAAAACACUCUCCUGGAUGCAGGUGUAGAUGUGUCAAAGUCUACCAUACGCAGAAGACUACACCAGCAGGACUACAGAGGGUACACUACAAGAUGCAAACCACUGAUAAGCCUGAAGAACAGAAAGGCGAGAUUACAAUUUGCUAAAAAGCACCUAAAAGAGCCCCAAGAGUUCUGGAAAAAAGUAUUGUGGACAGAUGAGACAAAGAUUAACAUGUACCAGAGUGAUGGAAAGACAAAAGUGUGGAGAAAAAAAAGAAAUGCACAUGAUCCAAAGCAUACCACCUCAUCCAUGAAACAUGGUGGAGGGGGUGUUAUGGCUUGGGCCUGUAUGGCUGCCAGUGGAACAGGCUCACUUGUCUUCAUCGAUGAUGUGACUGCAGACAGAAGUAGAACAAUGAAUUCUGAAGUCUACAGAAAUAUUUUAUCUGCUCAGAUAAAACCAAAUGCCUCCAAACUCAUUGGACGACACUUAAUCAUGCAACAAGACAAUGACCCUAAACAUACUGCUAGAGCAACAAAGGGGUUUUUGAUGGCCAAAAAGUGGAAAAUCCUUGACUGGCCGAGUCAAUCACCAGAUCUGAAUCCAAUUGAACAUGCAUUUUACAUGCUGAAGAGGAGACUUAAGGCAAUAAGUCCCCGAAACAAGCAGGAACUGAAGAUGGCUGCAGUACAGGCCUGGCAGAGCAUCACCAGGGAAGAUACCCAGCGUCUGGUGAUGGCGAUGCAUCGCAGACUUCAAGCAGUCAUUGCAUGCAAAGGAUAUGCGACCAAAUAUUAACAAUGAUUACUUUAUUCUACAUAAUGUUAAACUGUCCAAUGUUUUUUGAUGCCCGAAAAUGGGGGGGUCUAUGUACAAAAGCUUCUAUAAUUCGUAAACGGUUCAUCCGAUAUGUAUGAAAAUACCCUCAAAUUAAAGCUGACAGUCUGCACUUCACCCUCAUUGUCAUUGUAUCCUUUCAAACUCAAAGUGCUAGAGUACAGAACCAAAAUAACAAAAGAAUGGUCACUGUCCAGUGAAUUAUGGAGCUCAAUGUAGUGCCUUCAGAAAGUAUUCACACCUCUUACAUUUUUCCACAUUUUGUUGUGUUACAGCCUGAAUAUAAAAUGUUUUUAAUUGAGAUUUUGUGUCACAAUACCCCAUCAUGUAAAAGUGGAAUUAUGUGUGCAAUAAUAGUGUUUAACAUGAUUUUUGAAUGACUACCUCAUCUCUGUACCCCACACAUACAAUUAUCUGUAAGGUCCCUCAGUCGAGCAGUGAAUUCAAAAACAGAUUCAACCACAAAGGCUAGGGAAAUUUUUCAAUGCCUCGUAAAGAAGGGCACCUAUUGGUAGAUGGGUAAAAAAACAAACAUUGAAUAUCCCUUUGAGCACGGUGAAGUUAUUAAUUACACUUUGGAUGGUAUAUCAAUACACCCAGUCACUACAAAGAUACAGACAUCUUUCCUAACUCAGUUGCCGGAGAGGAAGGAAACCGCUCAGAUCACACCCCUAUCAGAUCACAGCAAAAUCAGAGAGAGAGAGAGAGAGAGAGAGAGAUACUAACACCACAAACUUUACUCCGCUCUCUCUCCCUCUCUCCAUGUCCUUUCUUCCCUGCCUAUUCUCUUCCCAGUGUCAUGGGACUGAAGUGUCUCCACUAGAGCUAUCGAGUUGGUACCUUUUCUAUAGCAUAUUGAAUAACACUUCAUUCCCCUUCUCAAACUCCCGUCGGCCCGGGAGACGGCUAAGUUGGUGGUGCAGCAUGUUUUCCGGGUCCACGGCCUUCCCCAAGAUGUGGUGUCGGAUCGGGGCCCUCAGUUUGCCUCCAGGUUCUGGAAGGCGUUCGCCACCUGCCUCGGCGCCUCCGUCAGCUUGUCUUCCGGCUUCCAUGCCCAGUUGAACGGGCAGACAGAGCGCGUAAACCAGGAUCUGGAGGGGGUGCUGAGGUGCUAUACCUCCAGCAGACCAGCUACUGUACGUGGAGUCAGCGACUGGCGCGGGCGGAGUACGCCCACAACACCCUUCUCUGCUCGUCCACCGGCCUGUCCCCCUUCCAGUGCCAAUAUGGGUACCAACCCCCCCGAGCAAGAGGAGGAGGCGGCGGUCCCGUCGGUCCAGGCCCACAUCAGUCGUUGUCGCCGCACCUGGAGGCAGGUACGGGCAGUGCUUAAGCGGGCCUCGGUCAGGUCUCAACUUUAGGCCAACCGCAGGCAUCGCCCGGACCCGGUUUUUCACCCGGGACAGAGGUUGUGGCUCUCCAUGCGGGAUCUUCCCCUCCGCGUGUAGUCUAGGAAGCUGUCCCCCCGGUUCGUCGGGCCAUUCAGAGUGGUCCGGCGAGUCAACCCAGUGGCCUACUGCCUGCAACUUCCCCCCACCAUGUGGGUGCAUCCCACAUUCCAUGUGUCCCUCCUCAAGCCCGUCGCCACCUGUCCCCUGGCUCCCCCUCCUCGUCCUGUUCCCCCGCUGUGCCUCGUCGGAGGGCAGCCGGCUUUUACUGUGGACUGGAUCCUGGACUGCCGGCGGGUGGGGUCUCCAAUUUCUGGUGGACUGGGAGGGUUAUGAGCCGGAGGAGCGGUCCUGGGUGCCCAGGAGGGACAUUCUGGACCCAGAGCUGAUAACAACAUUCCGUCGAGGGGCGGGGGGGGGGGGGGGGGGGGGGGGGGGGGGGCACUGUUACAGGAGGGGGUCGCAAUUCCAGAGCAACCCACUUGGUGUCAUCCUCCAACAUCCUUAGGCACCUCCAUACUCACAGUCUGACUAAUCAUCAUCCUAUUGGUGUCACCUGUGUCUACCUGUUCACCUGUGUAUUUAUGCUGUCACUUCCCUGUGUUCCCUUGCUCAGUUUUCUCUGCUAGCUAUGCUCUGCAGUACUAAUCAGUGUCUGAUCGAAGAAGUACGUACAGGUAUUUGAGAAGUGUUCUCCCUGUUUCUUUAUUAUUUCAGUCGCAGUUACUAUUUCGUAUUUUUGCUGUCAGACUGUUUUUGGAGACUUAGUUCCUCCAUCUUUCUUUUAUCGUGUUAAGUCAGUUGUUUUGUAUCCUGGCUUCGGGACCACCAGUAAAGAUCCUUGUUUCACCAUCUCUGCAUACUGCCUACUGUCUAUCCUGCACCGCACCUGGGUCACACCUUUACAUUUACAUUUUAGUCAUUUAGCAGAUGCUCUUAUCCAGAGCGACUUACAGUUAGUGAGUGCAUACUUUUUUGUUCUUUUUUUCCCCCCAUACUGGCCCCCCGUGGGAAUCGAACCCACAACCCUGCCGUUGCAAGCGCCAUGCUCUACCAACUGCGCUACACGGGCCCAUCAUGCAGACCGUGAUAAUAAACAGCAACUAGCCAUUAUCACCUUUCCUUCUAACAGUACAGAAAUAUACACAUGUACUGCACAUCCUGUGGACAAUCAUCCUUUCUCCUACUCUGUCGAUUGGUGCAACUUACAAGCGGUUAACUGGGCAGGGUUAGAGUCAAUGCCAUUUCAUUUAAGUCAAUUCAGGAAGUAAACUGACAUUCUAAUUCCAAUUUUCCUCAUGAAAAAGCUGUGAGGAAAAUUUGAAAUAGAAUUUCAGUUACUGAAAUGGACUUAAUUGAAAUGGAAUAGACCCCAGCCCUGAUCACAAGUGCUCCCUUAUUAACUGGCAGCUUUCGGGAGAAACACCACAGCAAUGGAUAUUCAAUACACAGGUGUAACAUUGCAGCACGCAUUUUCAAUUUAUGUUGAACUUACUGAGCAAUUUUGUGCAUUUAUAUGUUUAAAAUAUAAAUGUGGUCCUCUGUAGCUCAGCUGGUAGAGCACGGCGCUUGUAACGCCAAGGUAGUGGGUUCGAUCCCCGGGACCACCCAUACACAAAAAAAAUGUAUGCACGCAUGACUGUAAGUCGCUUUGGAUAAAAGCGUCUGCUAAAUGGCAUAUUAUAUUAUUAUUAUAUUAUUAAAAGAAUAUCACCAUCUGCGAAGAACAGGUUUGAAUGACAGCAAAUAACCAGAGCUAUCCCUUUUUUAAAACCUGAUGCCAACAUGUAAUGACAGGAGAGGGUUUUGUGUUACCUUUCUUUUCAGGUUUGUCUUUUACAUCCUCAAACUACACCUCACACCAACCCUUACAUUCUGGCCCCCUGACCAUCCGCUCAAGAAGAAAUCGGCCCACUGCUGAAUCUAGUUGAUGAUCCCUAUAUUAGACCAAGUCAUUAGAACAGCAGCUGAAGUCAAUGAUUAUACAGUUGAAGUCGGAAGUUUACAUACACUUAGGUUGGAGUCAUUAAAACUUGAUUUUCAACCACUCCACACAUUUAUUGUUAACAAACUAUAGUUUUGGCAAGUCGGUUAGGACAUCUACUUUGUGCAUGACACAAGUAAUAUUUCCAACAAUUGUUUAGACAGAUUAUUUCACUUUUAAUACACUGUAUCACAAUUCCAGUGGGUCAGAAGUUUACAUACACUAAGUUGACUGUGUCUUUAAACAGCUUGGAAAAUUCCAGAAUAUGUCAUGGCUUUAGAAGCUUCUGAUAGGCUAAUUGACAUCGUUUGAGUCAAUUGGAGGUCUACCUGUGGAUGUAUUUCAAGGCCUACCUUCAAACUCAGUGCCUCUUUGCUUGACAUCAUGGGAAAAUCAAAAGAAAUCAGCCAAGACCUCAGAAAACAUUUUGUAGACCUCCACAAGUUUGGUUCAUCCUUGGGAGCAAUUUCCAAACGCCUGAAGGUACCACGUUCAUCUGUACAAACAAUAGUACGCAAGUAUAAACACCAUGGGAUCACGCAGCCAUCAUACCGCUCAGGAAGGAGACGCGUUCUGUCUCCUAGAGAUUAACGUACUUUGGUGCAAAAAGUGCAAAUCAAUCCCAGAACAACAGCAAAGGACCUUGUGAAGAUGCUGGAGGAAACAGGCACAAAAGUAUCUAUAUCCAGAGUAAAAACGAGUCCUAUAUCGACAUAACCUGAAAGGCCGCUCAGCAAGGAAGAAGCCACUGCUCCAAAACCGCCAUAAAAAAGCCAGACUACGGUUUGCAACUGCACAUGGGGACAAAGAUCGUACUUUUUGGAAAAAUGUCCUCUGGUCUGAUGAAACAAAAAUUGACUGUUUGGCCAUAUGACCAUCGUUAUGUUUGGAGGAAAAAGGGGGUUACUUGCAAGCCGAAGAACACCAUCCCAACCGCAGGGUGGCAGCAUCAAUCUGUGGGGGUGCUUUGCUGCAGGAGGGACUGGUGCACUUCACAAAAUAGAUGGCAUCAUGAGGAAGGAAAAUUAUGUGGAUAUAUUGAAGCAACAUCUCAAGACAUCAGUAAGGAAGUUAAAGCUUGGUCGCAAGUGGGUCUUCCAAAUGGACAAUGACCCCAAGCAUACUUCCAAAGUUGUGGCAAAAUGGCUUAAGGACAACAAAGUCAAGGUAUUGGAGUGGCCAUCACAAAGCCCUGACCUCAAUCCUAUAGAACAUUUGUGGGCAGAACUGAAAAAGCAUGUGCGAGCAAGGAGGCCUACAAACCUGACUCAGUUACACCAGCUCUGUCAGGAGGAAUGGGCCAAAAUUCACCCAACUUAUUGUGGGAGGCUUGUGGAAGGCUACCCGAAACGUUUGAUCCAAGUUAAACAAUUUAAAGGCAAUGCUACCAAAUACUAAUUGAGUGUAUGUAAAUUUCUGACCCACUGGGGACGUGUUGAAAGAAAUAAAAGCUGAAAUAAAUCACUCUACUAUUAUUCUUACAUUUCACAUUCUUAAAAUAAAGUGGUGAUCCUAACUGACCUAAGACCGGGAAUUUUUACUAGGAUUAAAUGUCAGGAAUUGUGAAAAACUGAGUUUAAAUGUAUUUGGCUAAGGUGUAUGUAAACUUCCGACUUCAACUGUACUUUAACCUGUAAAUAUACCAUCUUUAUCUAAAUGUUCCUGGGUGCGGCAUGAAUAUGAGAUGCAUAAUUAUAUAAUUGUGUUGAAGGAGUCAGGCGCAGGAGGGUAUAUCACAGAAUAACAGGCUUUAAUCCGCAAAAUACAGGUUUACGCAGAAAUACGUCAAACCCACUCCAGGGCACAAAAACAGGCGCACUGGAAAAUACAAGGCACACAGGAAAUAUUCCCAUCGAUACAAAAUACACGAGCUCCACCGAGCUUCACUAACCUCCACAAUAAACAAUCACCCACACAGACAAGGAAGCAGAGGGAACACUUAUACAAUGACUAAUGAGGUAAUAAGCACCAGGUGUGUGUGAUUGAAGACAAGACAAAUGGAUCGUCAGUAGCUAGUAAGCUGGUGACACUGAACGCCGAAACAUGCCCGAACAAGGAGGGGAGGCAGCCUUGGCGGUAUACCCCCCCCCGGGCCGGGAGGACGCGGAGAAGGGCGAGUCGGAUGGCGAUGGUGGAAAUCCCGUAACAUGGAGGGAUCGAGGAUAUCCCUCACCGGGACCCAGCACUGUUCCGCCAGACCGUACCCCUCCCACUCCACGAGGUACUGAAGGCCCCCCAUCUGACGCAUCGAAUCCAGAAUGGAACGGACAGAGUACGCCAGGGCCCCCUCGAUGUCCAGAGGAGGUGGAGGGACCUCCUGCACCUCAGACUCCUGGAUCGGACCAGCUACCACCGGCCUGAGGAGAGACACAAGAAACGAGGGGUUAAUACGGUUAUCAGGGGGAAGUAAUAACCUAUCCUCGAGAGCCAGACCCGAUCCCCCGGUACAAAGACGGGGGCCUCACUGCGGUGGCGUCAGCGUUGGCCUUCUGAUGACGCACGGCGCGUUGGAGGUGAACGUGGACACAUCCCACGUCUCCUCCGUGCGCCGAAACCAGUCAUCCACCGCAGGAGCCUCGGUCUGGCUCUGGUGCCACGGUGCCAGAACCGGUUGGUAACCUAGAACACACUGGAAAGUCAUUAGGUUAGUGGAGGAGUGGCGGAGAGAGUUCUGGGCAUAUUCUGCCCAUGGCAAGAACACAUUCUACUCCCCCGGCCUGUCCUGGCAGUAGGACCGCAGGAACCUACCCACGUCCUGAUUGACCCAUUCCACCUGCCCAUUACUCUCGGCGUGGAACCCAGAGGUCAGGCUGACCGAGACCCCCAAACGUUCCAUGAACGCCUUCCAGACCUUGGACGUGAACUGGGGACCUCGGUCAGAAACGAUUUCCUCUGGUACUCCGUAGUGCCGGAAGACGUGUAUAAACAGGGCCUCCGCAGUUUGCAGAGCCUUGGGGAGACCGGGCAGAGGAAGGAGGCGGCAGGCUUUAGAAAAGCUGUCCACAACGACCAGGAUGGUUGUGUUACCUUGGGAGAGAUCAAUUAAAAAAUCAACACUUAGGUGAGACCAUGGUCGUUGUGGAACUGGUAAAGGUUGUAACUUACCAGCUGGGAGGUGCCUAGGUGCCUUACUCUGGGCACACACUGAGCAGGAGGAGACAUACACCCUCACGUCCUUAGCCAAGGUAGUUCACCAGUAUUUUCCGGUCAGGCAGCGCACUGUACGGCCGAUAUCUGGGUGACCAGAGGAGGGUGACGUGUGUGCCCAGUAGAUCAGACGAUCACGGAUAAGAGCAGGCACAUACUGUAGCCCAUCUGGACACUGAGGUGGAGAGGGAUCCGUGUGUAAUGCCUGCUCUAUAUCCGUGUCCAUCGCCCAUACUACCGGCGCCACAAUGCAGGAGGCCGGCAGUAUGGGGGUGUUGUCGCUGGGCCUCUCCUCUGUGUCAUACAGCCGGGACAGUGCGUCUGCCUUCACGUUCUUCGUACCCAGGAUGUAUAAUAGAGUGAAGUCAAACCGGGUGAAGAAUAGGGCCCACCUGGCCUGGCGAGGAUUCAGCCUCCUCGCUGCCCGGAUGUACUCCAGGUUAUGGUGGUCCGUCCAGACGAGGAAAGGGUGUUUUGCCCCCUCGAGCCAAUGCCUCCACACGGUCAAGGCUCGGACAACAGCCAACAGCUCCCGAUCACCAACGCCUUAGUUCUGCUCCACCGGGCUGAGCUUUUUCAAGAAGAAUGUACAGGGGCGGACCUUGAGUGGCGUACCCGAGUGUUGAGACAGGACAGCUCCUAUCCCAACUUCGGACACAUCCACCUCCACCUCAAACGGUAGUGAUGAAUCGGGGUGGGCCAGUACUGGGGCUGAGGUGAACAGACCCCGCAGUUUGCUGAACGCCAGGUCAGCCUCAGCAGACCAGCGGAGCCGGGACGGCCCACCCUUCAACAGGGAGGUAAUGGGAGCUGCGACCUUGCCAAAGCCCUGGAUAAACCUCCAAUAGUAGUUGGCAAAGCCAAGGAAGCGCUGCACCUCCUUAACCGUGGUUGGAGUCGGCCAAUUACACACAGCUGAAAUGCGAUCUCCCUCCAUCUCCACACCUGAGGUGGAAAUGCGGUAUCCAAGGAAGGAGACGGACUGCUGGAAAAACAUACACUUCUCUGCCUUAGCAUAAAGGUAAUUUUCCAACAGUCGGGCCAGCACCUUGCGAACCAGGGACACAUGCUCGGCGCGCGUAGCGGAAUACACCAGGAUGUCAUCGAUGUAGACCACUACACCGCGACCAAAGCAUAUCCCGAAACACCUCAUUCACAAAGGACUGGAAAACGGAGGGAGCAUUCAUCAAACCAUAGGGCAUCACCAGGUAUUCAUAAUGCCCCGUGGUUGUGCUGAAUGCUGUCUUCCACUCAUCUCCCUCUCGGAUACGCACCAGGUUGUACGCACUCCUGAGAUCUAAUUUGGUGAAGAAGCGCGCCCCAUGCAUUGAUUCAAUCACUGAAGGAAUGAGGGCGAGAGGAUAACUAAAUCUGAUCGUCUCCCUGUUCAGUGGUCGAUAAUCAAUGCACAGGCGCAGACCUCCGUCCUUCUUCUUCACAAAGAAGAAACUCGAGGAGGCGGGUGAAGUGGAGGGACGUAUAUACCCCUGGCGCAGGGACUCGGUGACAUAUGUUUCCAUGGCCACCGUUUCAGCCUGUGACAGGGGGUAUAUAUGACUCCUGGGAGGUACAGCGUCUACCCAGAGGUUUAUUGCGCAAUCCCCCGCCCGAUGCGGUGGUAAUUUAGUCGCCUGCGUUUUAGAGAACGCUUGCGCCAGAUCGAGGUAUUCAGGGAGAAUGCGCACAGUGGAGGUACCGUCUGGACUUUCCACCGUGGUUGCACCAACGGAAACACCUAGACACCUACCCUGACACUCUCGUGACCACCCUGUGAGAACCCUCUGCAGCCAUGAGAAGGUGGGGUUGUGGAGUACUAGCCAAGGGAUACCUAAUACCACAGGGAAAGCAGGAGACUCAAUAAUGGAAAAAGUAACCUGCUCACAAUGAGUCUCCUGGGUAAUCAUGGUGACUGGUGCAGUAACUUCCUUAACCAACCUGGACCCUAAUGGUCGACUAUCAAGUGCUCUGAUGGGGCGUGGAAUGGAUAGGGGAAUCAUUGGAAUGCCUAUACGGUGUGCGAAUGCCCUGUCCAUAAAGUUCCCAGCUGCGCCUGAGUCAACUAGCGCCUUACACUGGGGAACUACCAUGUGCUCAGGAAAGGAGAUGUGUAUUUUACAGUGCGCAGCAGAGGGCUCUGAACGAGUGUGGGUGUUCGAUACCUGGGGUGAUGCGAGAGUACCCUGCCUGCCGCCUCCAACCCCAGAAGAGCGUUGACGAAAACUUGUGGUGAAAUGUCCCUUCGCGCCACCAGUGUGGCCCUUUCGCUGUCGUCCUCCGCUCUCUCAGCUAACGGUUCCACCCAUCUCCAUCGUUUCUGGAUCCGAGUCAGCCGGGAUGGAAACGGGCAGACCUCCUCCAGGACGUCCUCUUGUUGCCAGCAGGUUGUCCAAACGAAUGGCCAUGUCCACCAGUUGCGAGAAGGACAACAUGGUGUCACGGCAGGCUAGCUCCCGUCGGACAUCCUCUCGCAGAUGGCACCGGAAAUGGUUGAACAGGGCCCGCUCGUUCCACCCGGACCCAGCUGCCAGAGUUUGAAACUCCAAUGUGAAGUGCUGCGCAGUCCUCGUCCCCUGCCUUAGGUGGACCAGCCGCUAACCCGCCUCUCGACCCUCGGGCGGGUGAUCGAAGACCGCCCCGAAGAGGCGAGCGAAUUCCCCGUAGUUCUCCAAUGCGGCUCCUCCUUCGUUCGACACCGCGUAGGCCCACUCCAGGGCUUUCCCCGAGAGGCAGGAGACGAGGGCGGACACCUUUUUUCGCUCCGAUGGGAUCGGCCGGAUGCUGGAGAAGUAGAGCUCCAGUUGGAGAAGGAAUCCUUGGCACAGCGCCGCUCUCCCGUCGAACUCCCGUGGUCGGGAUAUCUGGAUCCCUCUGGGUGCUGGGGAGUAGGUGGAGGGAUCCGGUUGGACAGCUGGUCUCGACGGAUCGGGCUCUCUCCUCUCCAGGCGUUGGACGACCUGAAGAACCCGAUCCAUCGCUUCACCCAAGCUGGCUAGCAUAGUUGAAUGCUCCUGGCCCGUUCCACGACUCCAGGCAUGCCGCUGACUCCAUGAAAGGUGGGUGAUUCUGUGAUGAGGUGGUAUUGAAGGAGUCAGGCGCAGGAGGGUAAAUCACAGAAUAACAGUCUUUAAUCCGCAAAAUACAGGUUUACGCAGAAAUGCGUCAAACACACUCCAGGGCACAAAAACAGGUGCCUGGAAAAUACAAGGCACAUGGGAAAUACUCCCGUCGAUAAAAAAUACACGAGCUUCACUGACCUCCACAAUAAACAAUCACCCACACAGACAAGGAAGCAGAGGGGACACUUAUACAAUGACUAAUGAGGGAAUAAGGACCAGGUGUGUGUGAUUGAAGACAAGAAAAAUGGAGUGAUGAUAAAUGGAUCGGCAGUAGCUAGUAAGCCGGUGACGCCGAACGCCAAAACCUGCCCGAACAAGGAGGGGAGGCAGCCUCGGCGGAAGUCGUGACAAUAAUAUAUAUUACAUUUACAAAUGUGAUUUAGGACAUAACAUACUGGUCAUGGGAUUGUCCUAUUUAGUAUUGAAAAAAUAUGAGAUCCAGUCAACUUGUUGCACCAGAGGGAUGCAUGAUGAGCUUACUGACAUCAUUUACACUACCAGUCAAAAGUUUGGACACACCUACUCAUUCAAGGGUUUUUCUUUAUUUUUACUAUUUUUACAUUGUAGAAUAAUAGUGAUGACAUCAAAACUAUGAAAUAACACAAAUGGAAUCAUGUAGUAACCAAAAAAGUGUUAAACAAAUCAAAUUGUAUUUUAUGUUUGAGAUUCUUCAAAUAACCACCCUUUACCUUGAUGACAGCUUUGCACACUCUUGGCAUUCUCUCAACCAGCUUCAUGAGGUAGUCACCUGGAAUGCAUUUCAAAUAACAUGUGUGCCUUCUUAAAAGUUAAUUUGUGGAUUUUAUUUUGAGCCAAUCAGUUGUGUUGUGACAAGGUGGCCCUAUUUGGUAAAGAUAGCCCUAUUUGGUAAAAGACCAAGUCCAUAUUAUGGCAAGAAAAGCUCAAAUAAGCAAAUAGAAACAACAGUCCAUCAUUACUUUAAGACAUGAAGAUCAGUCAAUACGGAACAUUUCAAGAACUUUUAAAGUUUCUUCAAGUGCAGUCACAAAAACCAUCAAGCGCUAUGAUGAAACUGCUCUCAAGAGGACCGCCACAGGAAUGGAAGAGCCAGAGUUCCCUCUGCUGCAGAGGAUAAGUUUGUUAGAGUUACCAGCCUCAGAAAUUGCAGCCCAAAUCAAUGCUUCACAGAGUUCAAGUAAUAGACACAUCUCAACAUCAACUGUUCAGAGGAGACUGUGUGAAUCAGGCCUUCAUGGUCGAAUUGCUACAAAGAAACCACUACUAAAGGACACCAACAAGAAGAAGAGACUUGCUUGGGCCAAGAAACACGAGCAAUGGACAUUAGACCGGUGGAAAUGUGUCCUUUGGCCUGGAGUCCAAUUGGAGAGUUUUGGUUCCAACCGCCGUAUCUUUGUGAGACGCGGUGUGGUUGAACGGAUGAUCUCCGCAUGUGUAUUUCCCACCGUAAAGCAUGGAGGAGGAGGUGUUAUGGUGUGAGGGCGCUUUGCUGAUGAUACUGUCUGUGAUUUAUUUAGAAUUCAAGGCACACUUAACCAGCAUGGCUACCACAGCAAUCUGCAGCAAUCCGCCAUCCAAUCUGGUUUGGGCUUAGUGGGACUAUCAUUUGUUUUUCAACAGGACAAUGACCGAACACACCUCCAGGCUGUGUACGGGCUAUUUUACCAAGAAGGAGAGUGAUAGCGUGCUGCAUCAGAUGACCUGGCCUCCAGAAUCCCCUGACCUCAAUCCAAUUGAGAUGGUUUGGGAUGAGUCGGACGGCAGAGUGAAGAAAAAGCAGCCAACAAUGCUCAGAAUAUGUGGGAACUCCUUCAAGACUGUUGGAAAAGCAUUCCAGGUGAAGCUGGUUGAGACAAUGCCAAGAGUGUGCAAAGCUGUCAUCAAGGUAAAGGGUGGCUGUUUGAAGAAUCUCAAACAUAAAAUACAAUUUAAUUUGUUUAACACUUUUUUGGUUACACAUGAUUCCAUAUGUGUUAUUUCAUAGUUUUGAUGUCUUCACUAUUAUUCUUGAAAAUAGUAAAAAUAAAGAAAAACCCUGGAAUGAGUAGGGUGUCCAAACUUUUGACUGGUACUGUACAUCAAUAUGAUAUGCUCCAUCUGAAGUGGUCUCAUGGUGUGUAAGUAUGUAUAGGUGUCUGAAGAGAUCUCAUAUGUUGUGUGUGUCUGGCUUUGUGAAGUAGAUUCAUGGUGCAUCAUGUUUGUGUAUUUCUAGAUUUUUUAAGUGCAUUCACAAUAUAUCUGACUGACUGGAUAAACUGCCCUUGUGUGUCUGGACAAACCAGUAUGUUUGGCUGUGUGAAGUGCCUUCGUGGUGUGCGUGCGUGUGUGUGUGUGUGUGUGUGUGUGUGCAUGUGCGUGUGUGUGCACGUGUGUGUGUCAUCCCUGCAUCUGUCUAGCAUCUUUUGACUAUUCCUUCAGGGCAGACAGACAGAGCCCCCACAGAAAUAAACACACAGACUAUCUACUCUCUGUGGGCUGUGUUGUGUUGAUGCGUCCUGCAAACUGAGGAUGUGUCCCAAGUGGCACCCUAUUCCCUAUAUAGUGCACUACGUUUUACCAGAGCCCAUAGGGAAUAGGAUGCCAUUUGGGAUGCAGUCAGAGUGUGAUGUUCAGUCAUCACAAACAGAGGUAAUCAGGCCUUUCCCUAUUUUGGCAUGUGUCCCUAAUGGCAUCACUUUCCCUAUGUAGUACGCUUAUUUUGACCAGAUCCCUAUGGGCCCUGGUCAAAAGUAGUGCACUACACUCUUAGAAAAAAAGUGUUCUUCAGCUGUCCCCAAAGGAGAACGCUUUGACGAACCCCUUUUGGUUCCAGAUAUAACCCUUUUGGUUCCAGGUAAAACCCUUUUGAGUUCCAUGUAGAACCCUUUCCACAGACGGUACGACAUGGAACCCAAAAUACUUCUACCUGGAAGCAAAAAGGGUUCUCCUAUGGGACAGCUGUAGAACCCUUUUUGAACCCUUUUUUCUAAGAGUGUAGGGAAUCGGGUGCCAUUUGGGAUGCAACCCUGGCCUUUUGUUGUAGGGAGGUGUAGCCUACCUGUAUACCUGCCGCAGGCUCUAUAGACUCCAUCGAUUUUCUCUCAAAUCAAUUCUGAGGAAUUGCUUCUUCACCACCAAAUGUCAGUUGGAAACCAGUGGAGUGUGAAGGGCAGAAUUCCGAGGGCUUUCCUGAGUUUUGUUCUGUCAGCCGGAGAUGGGCUGGAGUGUUUGCGGAGAAUGGAGAACUCAAAGGUGUGUGUGUGGGUGUGUCUGACAGCUGGGAUACAAAGAACGCAAAAGGAACAAAGGGCCUGGCCAUCACACCACACUGUGCCGCACGCGACUCACAGUUAGACACACACACACACACACACACACACACACACACACACACACACACACACACACACACACACACACUGCAUGUGUAGCACAUGGGGAUGUGUGAAACUUACUCCUCAGCCUGAAAUGUCCCCACUUGCACCAGCAAAUAGCUAGGUUUUCGCGUGGCGCAGACUGGUAAGACACUUAAGGAAGGAAGUCACGUGUUCUAGCAAGGCAGAGAUCUCGAGGUUGCGCCAGGUAUGGGCCGAAUCGAGAGGAAGUGGUACUCGCUAAGCAAGCAGCGUGAUGUCCUUUACACACAUGCAUACACACAAAGUCUGGACACAUGAGAGAGAAUAGUGUGAGCUAGCUCAAGGACAGACUUUGGAUGUCCGAUUGACCGCUUUAGACUCCGUUUUCUUUGUUGAUGUUUUAAUGGAGGGAACUCAGCAGUAAUAUUGAUCUGUUUGUCUCCCACUGAGGUGUGUGUCUCUCUGUCUGUCUGAGUUGAUGGUGUUUUAGGUUUGUGAAGAAAUUCAGGGAAUUGUUUUGCAAAAUUCAAGUCUCGCCAACUAAUGUUCUGGUUGAUAAAACAAAUGCAGUAGAUUAUCAGUCAGUUUUCUCUGGAUCAGAUUGUGGGUGUGUUUUUGGAAUUGAGCCAAACACAUAAUUUGGUAGGUUCCCAAAUGAAUAAAUUCAGGACACUAAGCGGGAUCGAUAUUGUCAUGGAACUGUCACGCCCUGACUCUAGAGACUCGUAUUUGUUGAGUCAAGGUGUGUGUAUUUCGUGUUGUGUUUAUUUCUAUGUGUAGAUUCUAGAAUGUAUAGAUCUAUGUUGGCCUGUGUGGUUCCCAAUCAGAGGCAGCUGUUGCUCGUUGUCUCUGAUUGGGGACCAUACUUAGGCAGCCUUUUGACACCUGUUAGUUGUGGGAUCUUGUUCCGUGUGAGGUAUGUUUGUGUGCUACCUUGGACUUCACGUUUCGUUUGUUGUUUUGUCGUGUGUUUAGUCGUCAAUAAACAUGAAUGCAUAUCACGCUGCGCCUUGGUCCGUCUCGUCCGUAAACGAUCGUGACAGAGGAUCCCACCAAAAUAGGACCAAGCAGCGUGUUCAGGAGCAAACACCGGGAAUUAAACAGGAGGUUACGUCAGUAGAUGUCCUCCUCGGUUGGGGGAGAAUCACGGAGGAGGAGGCCGUCCGUUACCGGAGGGCGAUGAAUGAGGAUGCCCAGGUAGGAGAGGAGAAAUGGCGCCAACAGUGCCGACGACGGAGACCCGAGAGGCAAACCCAAUAAUUCUUUUUGGGGGGGGCACACGGUGUGGACGACGAGUUAGCAGGAGGCAGCGACAGGGCGAAUCUGCAGGUUAGGAGAGGAGGCCACCAGGUUACGAGGGCUAUUGGUCCAGAGGGAGCAGGAGUUAUUUGGUCAGAGGGAGGAGCUACAGGAGGCUAUAAGGGAGAAGGAGAGUGUAGAGGCACGGCGAGAGGAGCUGGUUAGGCAGCAGAAGGGGCGGGGGUUUAUAAGGGAACCCAGUCCCGCUCCUCGCACCAAGCAAGUGGUGCGUGUCGCCAGUCCGGUCCGGCCCGUUCCUGAUCCCCGCACUAAGCCAGUGGUGCGUGUUCCCAGUACGGCCCGACCCAUUCCUGCUUCCCGCACAAGGCCAGUGGUGUGUGUUCCCAGUACGGUCCGGCCCGUUCCUGCUCCCCGCACUAGGCCAGUGGUGUGUGUUCCCAGUACGGUCCGGCCCGUUCCUGCUCCCCGCACUAAGCCAGUGGUGCGUGUUCCCAGUACGGCCUGACCCAUUCCUGCUCCCUGCGCUAGGCCAGUGGUGCGUGUUCCCAGUACGGCCCGACCCGUUUUUGCUCCCCGCACUAAGCCAGUGGUGUGUGUUCCCAGUACGGUCUGGCCCGUUUCUGCUCCCCGCACCAAGCCAGUGGUGCGCGUCGCCAGCCCGGCCCGGCCUGUUCCUGUCCCUCGCACCAAGCCAGUGGUGCGCGUUGCCAGCACGGUCCGGCCCGUUCCUGCUCCCCGCACUAGGCCAGUGGUGUGUGUUCCCAGUACGGUCCGGCCCGUUCCUGCUCCCCGCACUAAGCCAGUGGUGCGUGUUCCCAGUACGGCCUGACCCGUUCCUGCUCCCCGCACUAGGCCAGUGGUGCGUGUUCCCAGUACGGCCCGACCCGUUUUUGCUCCCCGCACUAAGCCAGUGGUGUGUGUUCCCAGUACGGUCUGGCCCGUUUCUGCUCCCUCGCACCAAGCCAGUGGUGCGCGUCGCCAGCCCGGUCCGGCCUGUUCCUGUCGCUCGCACCAAGCCUGUGGUGCGCGUCACACCAAGCCUGUGGUGCGCGUCGCCAGCCCGGCCCGUCCUGUUCCUGCCCCUCGCACCAAGCCUGUGGUGCGCGUCGCCAGCCCGGCCCGGCCUGUUCCUCCCCCUCGCACCAAGGCAGUGGUGCACGUCGCCAACCCGGCCCGGCCUGUUCCUGCCCCUCGCACUAAGCCAGUGGUGCGCGUCGCCAGCCCGGUCCGGCCUGUUCCUGUCCCUCGCACCAAGCCAGUGGUGCGCAUCGCCAGUCCGGUACGGCCCCGUACCUGCUCCCCGCACCAAGCCAGUGGUGCGCGUCGUCAGCCCGGUCCGGCCCGUUCCUGCUCCCCGCACCAAGCCAGUGGUGCGUGUGUCCAGUCCGGCACGGCCCGUGCCUGUUCCACCGGUCAGCUGCUCCACUCCGGAGCCAGAGCAAUCCGCUCCACCGGGGUCCGGUCCAACUCUGGUCAGCUGCUCCACUCCGGAGCCAGAGCAAUCCGCUCCACCGGGGUCCGGUCCAACUCCGGUCAGCGGAUCCACUCCGGAGCCAGAGCAAUCCGCUCCACCGGGGCCCAGUCCAGCUCUGGUCAGCCACUCCACUCCGGAGCCAGAGCAGUCCGCUCCACCGGUGCCUGAUCCAGCUCCGGUCAGCGGUUCCACUCCGGAGCCAGAGCAGUUCGAUCCACCGUCGUCGGGUCCAGCUCCAGUCAGCGGUUCCAGUCCAGACCCAGACGUCAGCCCCUCUCCAGGUUCGGGGUCUCCCACACCAGGGUCCAGACAGGGCUUGGUACGUCGUGGGAGGAAGGAGAGGGGAAGCAGCGCGCCGAGGUCCAGACCAGACCAGGGGCGCAACAGGGAGGUGGAGAGUAAGUGGUGGUCACGCCCGGAGCCGGAUCCGCCUCCGAGGCGGAAUGCCCACCCGGCCCCUACCCUGUUAUGUUUAUGUGGCACGGUUGGAGUCCGCACCUUUGGGGGGGGUGGGGGGGGGUACUGUCACGCCCUGACUCUAGAGACUCGUAUUUGUUGAGUCAAGGUGUGUGUAUUUCGUGUUGUGUUUAUUUCUAUGUGUAGAUUCUAGAAUGUAUAGAUCUAUGUUGGCCUGUGGCAGCUGUUGCUCGUUGUCUCUGAUUGGGGACCAUACUUAGGCAGCCUUUUGACACCUGUUAGUUGUGGGAUCUUGUUCCGUGUGAGGUAUGUUUGUGUGCUACCUUGGACUUCACGUUUUGUUUGUUGUUUUGUCGUGUGUUUAGUCGUCAAUAAACAUGAAUGCAUAUCACGCUGCGCCUUGGUCCGUCUCGUCCGUAAACGAUCGUGACAGGAACUUCUAAUCAAUAAUGAGGAGAGACAGGGUCAAUCACCAAUCAGGAUAUUACUUUAUUCAAAACAUAUUAAUAGGGCAGCAGGUCACACCCCCCACACCCGUGAAUGGAGUAAGUGCUUUGCAAUAUUGAGGCUGGUCGACCCAACACUCUUGAGUGUUGGGCCGAGAGCUCUCACAUACAAAUAAUACAAAUAUAUUUUAUAGCACGAUACACCCUCUCAGUCUACAUGACAAACAGCAGAUGUGUGGAAUGGGUCAAAAGGUGAGACUUGAUAUAUGAGAAAGGAGUAUCCCCCAGCCAGAUAGCAUUUGCUGCGAAGACUGUUCUCAUUGUAUGGAAACCAGGGUUUGGCCCCUACCCGAGCCAUCUCUCCCUGGUACCUUACAUUACACAAACACCAACUCAUUCUAUGGAAAGCAUUUGUAGGUUUUAUCACCAAACCAUUCAUAAAUCAAUUGUCAGCUCCAGAUACCCCUAUCUCGAGUAAAACCCAUGUCCUUGACCACACGCCUAGACUAGCUGCAGUGAGCUGGAGUAGAAACCAUCCCUUUACAAAAAUACAGCAUUAGUAGAACAGUAUAUAAUUGUUAACUAUUAAUAUUAAACAAAGCAGGUAAACAUGUUACAUGUAAAUGUUUCUCUCACAAUAGAGAGAGUGAGUGAAUGAGAGAGAGAGAGAGAGAGACUACUAGAAUCUGAAGUCAAAUGUCUACUGUUUGCUGAUGAUCUAGUGCUUCUGUCCCCAACCAAGGAGGGCCUACAGCAGCACUUAGAUAUUCUGCACAAAUUCUGUCAGACCUGGGCCCUGACAGUUAAUCUCAGUAAGACAAAAAUAAUGGUCUUCCAUAAAAGGUCCAGUUGCCAGGACCACAAAUACAAAUUCCAUCUAGACACCGUUACCCUAGAGCACACAAAAAACGAUACUUACCUUGGCCUAAACAUCAGCACCACAGGUAACUUCCACAAAGCUGUGAACGAUCUGAGAGACAAGGCAAGAAGGGUCUUCUAUGCCUUCAAAAGGAACAUACAAUUUUACAUCCCAAUUAGGGAUUAAAUACUUGAAUCAGUUAUAGAAUCCAUUGCAAUUUAUGGUUAUGAGGUCUGGGGUCCGCUCACCAACCAAGAAUUCACAAAAUGGGGCAAACACCAAAUUGAGACUCUGCAUGCAGAAUUCUGCAAAACCAUCCUCCGUGUACAAUGUAAAACACCAAAUAAUGCAUGCAGAGCAGAAUUUGGACGAUACCCGCUAAUUAUCAAAAUCCAGAAAAGAGCCGUUAAAAUCUACAACCACCUAAAAGGAAGCGAUUCCCAAACCUUCCAUAACAAGUAAUCACCUACAGAGAGAUUAACCUAAGCAAGCUGGUCCUGGGGCUCUGCUCACAAACAUAAACAGACCCCACAGGACAGCAACACAAUUAGACCCAACCAAAUCAUGAGAAAACUAAAAUAUAAUUACUUGACACAUUGGAAAGAAUUAACAACAAAACUGAGCAAACUGGAAUGCUAUUGCAGAGAGUACACAGUGGCAGAAUACCUGACCACUGUCACUGACCUAAAAUUAAGGAAAACUUUGACCAUGUACAGACUCAGUGAGCAUUGCCUUGCCAUCAAGAGAGGCCGCCAUCGGCAGACCUGGUUCUCAAGAGAAGACAGGCUAUGUGCACACUGUCCACAAAAUGAGGUGGAAACUGAGCUGCACUUCCUAACCUCCUGCCAAAUGUAUGAUCAUAUUAGAGACACAUAUGUCCCUCAGAUUACACAGACCCACAAAUAAUUUCAAAACAAAUCCAAUUUUGAUCAACUCCCAUAUCUAUUGGGUGAAAUACCACAAUGUGCCAUCACAGCAGCAAUAUUUGUGACCUGUUGCCACAAGAAAACGGCAACCAGUGAAGAACAAACAACCCAUAUUUAUGUUUAUUUAUUUUCCGUUUUGUACUUUAACUAUUUGCACAUCGUUAAAACUGUACAUGGCCAUAAUAUGACAUUGAUAUGUCUCUAUUCCUUUGGAACUUUUGUGAGUGUAAUGUUUACUGUUCAUUCUUUAUUGUUUAUUUUACUUUUGUUUAUUAUCUAUUUCACUUGCUUUGGCAAUGUAAACAUAUAUUUCCCAUGCCAAUAAAGCCCUUUGAAUUGAAUUGAGAGAGAGAGAGCGAGAACCAGACACAGAGAUAAAGAAUGAUCUGAUGUCCUCAGAGCCAGGGACUCUCUUUCUCCCUCAUACCCUCAUUCUGUCUCCCCAUAUCUCUCUCUCUCUCUCUCUCUCUCUCUCUCUCUCUCUCUCUCUCUCUAUCUCUCUACUCUCUGAUCGCUCUCUCGUCUCUCUAUCUCUCUCUCUCUCUCUCUCUGUCUGUCUCUCUCUCCCUUUCUCUCUCUGUCCCUCCUUCCUUCUGUCUCUCUUUUCACACACACUGAUGAAACAUGACAAUAUGGAGGAGGGGAGAUGGGACAUUAUGAAUAAUACCUAACAUCAGAGAAUAGGGGAGGAGAGAGAGAGAAGAAUGACAAGAAAGAGAAGGUGAGAGACAGAGAGAGAAAGAGAAAGAGAGAGUUGAGUGAAGAAAACUGAUGUAGUAGUGUGUGUGUGUGUGGGGGGGUUUCUUUCCCUUCCCAAUUGUAAUUUUAAAGAGGGUUUUAAUUAAGCAACUGACAUUUUCUGACCUGUUUCCUGACUGGUCUCCAUGGAGACGCACAGCAGGAUGUAGGAAUAAGGAAAUCAAAGAGCUGUUAGCCAAUCACAGCCAUCCAUCUCAGAAAGAACCAUAUUAGAUCAAUUAUAUCACAGUAAUUACCUUGCGGUUAAAUGGAAAUGUUUUCAAAAUGUUUUGUUAAUGUUCUAUAAUACAAAUGUCAUCUAAAGGGGGAGGAGAUCAUGUCUGCGUCCCAAAUGGCAGCCUGAGCUCUGGUCAAAAGUAGUGCACUAUAUAUGGAUUCCUAAGGUGCCAUUUGGGAAGCAGCCCAUCUCUGGGGUACUAUGAAUCACUUUCAGGUAAGCUUUCCUCGUCUCGCCUAUUACAAAUAAUUCCAAUGUAUAAAACGCUAUAAAUAGGAUGACUGUAUGUGGGAAAAUAUGUGUAGGUUUAUUGGACUGGUUUCCUGUGUACCUGCGCAGUGGGAAGUGGCAUUAACUGAAUGGCUCACAGAAGUUUCUGUAAUGGGGAUAAGAUAGGAGAAAGCAAUCGCUUAUUGGGAGAUUAAGUGUAUGUCCCGAAUGGCAACCUAUUCUCUAUAUAGUGUGUAUGUCCCAAAUGGCAACCUAUUCUCUAUAUAGUGCGUAUGUCCCAAAUGGCAACCUAUUCUCUAUAUAGUGCGUAUGUCCCAAAUGGCAACCUAUUCUCUAUAUAGUGCACUACCUUUGACCGGAGCCCUGGGAUUCAGACAAUGUUUCAACGAGGAAGGAGAUGAUUAACUUUGUGAGAAAUGUGGAGCAUUAAAGGAGCGACAUUGCUUAGAUUCUUGUGAUUGCUGUAUUCAUUCCAUGAAGAGCAAUUACUUAACUGCAGCACAGCAAGACAUUUUCAAUUUGAAUGGACACACAACAGUCAGGUCUCUCUCUGUUCUUUACCCAUCACUCUCACUCUCCUCUUUCCGCGUCCUUACUCUCUUUAGCUAUACAUCUCCCUCACUCCAUCUUCGUCAUCCAUCACUCUCUCUUCUGACCUCUUCCCCCUUCCUCAUUCUCUUUCUCUCUCUUUCUCCCUCUCUCUUUCUGAGAUAGCAUGUUAUACAUCAUUUUUAUUAUGGAAAAGCUUAACUUAACUAUCUUAAUCUAACAUUACAGGCACAUAUACACAAACCUACAAAACAACAUUAUCAACCUCACACAACAGUCAGUCGUGACUGUGGCUCACACACAGAGAUACGUGACUUAUCAAUAAAUGUGUAUUUCCCUCCCAGUCGAAACCUUUAACUCCCUAUUUCAAAUGAAAAGUGAAAAUCCUCUCAGAUUCCAGAUCACCUUCAGAGACCAUGCUGUAUGAAGACUGGAUUACCUACCUCUGAACCCAGACUAUGCUGGGAGAGACUUAAAGACUCUCUCGUCAGACUCCUCGCGCGAGCAACGAGCGAGUCGAUGGAGCGAUAGAGAAGAGAGUAAGAUAGCGAGCUGGAGAUAGAGCUCGCGGCGCGAGAGAGAGCGCGAGAGGCUAUAGGCUAGAUAUUUGAGAGGGAGCGGUCGAUCAUCUCUCUCUGAUCUCUUCUCGUCUAGCUCUCUUCUCUCUCUCUCUCUGUCUCUCUCCUCUCUCUCUCUCUCUCUCUCGCUCUCCCUCCUGACAGAUCUAUCCUCCAUCUCUCUCUAACUAGCUUUUUCAAUCUCUUGCCCUCUCUCUCUCUGUUCUUUUUCCUUUUUCUUUAUUGUCCUCUAAAGCAGCCCAGUUCUCUGGGUUUUCUUCUAGGGGCUUAGGAGAACCAGUGUCUGUCUGGGCUGUCUAGCUGUCUGUAGGGAACUGGUGGCUUUGCUCUUCCCUAUAUAGUCAGACAUCAGUCACAGGCAAUUAAUUAAUCACAGAGACAAAGAAUCACUACAUUAGAUUUUUUUAAAAGUAUUAUUUCCCCCUGGUUUCAGAGAAAAAGUAUAUAUUUUAAUUGAUUUAAUAACAGUUCAUCUCUUUUUUGUGUGCACCUCCUUGCUGUGCUAUUGAAUAGUUUGUUAUGAAACAUCUCUAUUGGAGGUGUCUGGUUGACACAGAAACCAUCACAGGGCCACCGUGUUUCUAUGAAGAGCCUCUGCUGUGAAGAGGUUGGCGUUUUAUGUUGUGAUUUUUACUCAAACUCUUUGGUGUCUCUUUGUGUUGUCUCAAUAAGGCACAGAGCGGACAGCGUAUGCACCUAGGAAAGGUCAUUCCACUGUUAGCGCUCUCUUUACAAACUACCGAUUUUAUAUCAUUCAUCUAUUCAGUCAUUUUGUUUGUUUUGCUAAGAGCACUGUGACAUUUCCAUCACUGAAAGGAUGUCAUCUGUUACAAUGUGAUGGUUUAAGGGGUGAGCUGGAAGAUACACGCAUGCAUGCAAGCACACACACACACACACACAAACACAUGAACAUACACACACACACAAACACAUGAACGUACACACACACACACUCAAAAUGUGUGAAUUUCAACAUAAUCCUUUGUAGUUUGUGCUCCACACAAACGCACACACACACACAUGCACACAUGCACACACACACACACACAAACACACACACACAGACACACACACAGGCACAUUGCAAUCAGGUUUCCAGUACGUCACAUAAAAAAUCUCACGACAGGCCUGAUGGAAACAGCAAAUUUGUCUAUAAACUUCCCAAAUAUCAACAAAACAAAAUACGCUAGACAAGGUGGGAUCUUUUUGUCAGCCAGGUCACCCGUAAAACAAGUCAGUAUUAAACGUCCAGCCAUGUCUGAGGACGCCGGGAGAUGACGUGGAAACCGGCCACUAGGGGCAACAGUGAGCGCUGUUACCUUCAAGUAGGUUUCGGUUUUGCUAGGGCGUUGUGGACAGGGAUAGUGGAUGGGCAUAAGCAUCUGCCUCUCGUAGAAAGUUAUUUUUAUUUUUUUUAUUUUAAACCUAUCCCAAACCUUAACCCUUACCUUAACUAUUUGGGGUUAAUGCCUAACCUUAAGAUUUCAAAGUUAAUGCCUAAACUUAACCCAGUUAAUGCAAAAAAACAUAACUUUAAACACUUUGAAAUUUGACGUUUGGAACAACUUCGAAAUUUGACGUUUGAGAAACAUGGAUGAACGUCUAAUUCUGACGUGAGACUGUGAGAGCAUGUUUCUUUUUGUGUCAGUAAAAUGUAUUAUUAGAAAAAUGGCAGGGAAACGCCUUUAUGCGCAAACAUUGAUAUAAUAACCAUUAUAUCAAAGUAAACUUGGAGUCAUGCGAUGAUACAUUAUGAUGUGUGGUCCUCCCACUACGACUCGGCAAAGCAUACAGUUUAUUAGGCUACAGAUGAAAUAAGUUAUGAUGAACUUCAGAGGGUGGCAAAAGUGCACGGUGAUGAGCUUGAUCAAAUCAAAUAAAUUAAAUUAAAUUUUAUUUAUCACAUGCUUCGUAGACAACAGGUGUAGACUGACAGUGAAAUGCUUACUUAUGUGUCCUUUUCAAACAAUGCAGAGUUAAAGAUAAGAUAAAUGUUUUAUAACAAAUGUCAAUAUUGACACAGUGAAUAAAGAGUAAAAAUAACAUAUAUAUGGAAUAGAAAAUAACAUCGCUAUAUACAGGGAGUACCAGUACAUGUUCAUGUGCAGGGGUACAAGGUAAUUGAGUUAGCUAUGUACUGUGUAUAUACAGUAGGUAGGGGUAAAGUGACUAGCAGUUAUGUAGUGUGUGUGUGUGUGUGUGUGUGUGUGUGUGUGUGUGUGUGUGUGUGUGUGUGUGUGUGUGUGUGUGUGUGUGUGGCAUCAGGAUGCAUGUGUGUGCAUGUUAUGUGUGUGUGUGUGUGUGUGUGUGUUUGUGUGUGUUGGGGUGUCAGUGUAAAUAUGUGUGAGUGUGUGGGUAGAGUCCAGUGUGUGUGCAUAGAGUCAGUGCAAGAGAGUUAGUGCGUAAAAGGGUCAGUGCAGGUAGUUAUUAGCUAUUUUGAUUAGCUAUUUAGCAGUCUUGUUUAGAAGUCUUAUUGCUUGGGGGUAGAAGCUCAGGGUUUAGGGUCCUGUUGGUUCCAGACUUGGUGCAUUGGUACCGCUUGCGGUGCAGUAGCAGAGAGAACAGUCUGUGGCUUGGGUGGCUGGAGUCUUUGACAAUUUCUGUGGCCUUCCUCUGAACCCCCUUGUAUAGAGGUCCUGGAUGGCAGGGAGCUCGGCCCCAGUGAUGUGCUGGGCCGUACGCACUACCCUCUGUAGCGCCUUGCGGUCAGAUGCCAAUCAAUUACCAUACCAAGAGGUGAUGCAGCCAGCCAAUAUGUUGUUUAUGGUGCAGCUGUAGAAUAGCUGUAGAACUUUGAGGAUCUGUGGGCUGGCUGCAUCACCUCUUGUAUUGACAUUUUGCCUGUUUGAAGGUUUGUCAGAGGGCGUAGCGUAAUCCAUUGCUUCUUGUUGAGAUAUGUACGUAUGGUCACUGUAGGGACGAUGUUGUCAAUGCAUGUAUUAAUGAAGCCGGUGACUGAUGUGGUAAAGUCCUCAAUGACAUCGGAUGAAUCCCGGAACAUAUUCCAGUCUGUGCUAAUAAAAAUCAUUGGCCACUAGGAGCGCUGCCUCUGGAUGAGCAUUUUCUUGUUGGCUUAUGGCCCUAUACAGCUCAUUGAGUGCGGUCUUAGUGCCAGCAUUGGUUUGUGGUGGUAAAUAGACAGCUAUGAAAAAUAUAGAUGAAAACUCUCUUGGUAAAUAGUAUGGUCCACAGUUUAUAAUGAGGUAUUCUAACUCAAGCGAGCAGAACCUUGAGACUUCCUUAGUAUAGUUUGUUCUUCAGUGAUUGUAUAUUCGCCAAUAGAACAUAGGGUAGAGGCGGUUUAUUCACUCGCCUCCGUAGUGUCAUCAGGGUGCCCCCACGUUGGCCUCUAUAUCGUCGUCUUUUCCUCUUCCAAGUGUUGGGAUUAAGGCCUGGUCCUGAGUGAGCGGUAUGUCUUGCGCGGCCGAGUCAUUGAUGUAGAAUUCUUCAUCCAAAUUGAGGUUAGUGAUCGAUCCCAGCGCCAUUUUCUUCUCUUCAUGCUCCAUUCCAAUAAAUAUUGAGGGUUUUAUUCUAGUGACAUGAUUAUCGACGCUUGGCUGCUGUUUAACAAAUUAAAAUAAUCUCGCUCUUUUGCCCAUAAUAAUCUCAUCAUGUUGGUGUAGCCUUCCCGCACUGUAUCUGCGAGCUGUUGGAUAGCGCGCACGUGCCAAGACCAGAGUGGGCACAUUCGCUACAUAAUGCAACAUUUUUUAUGAGAAAACCAUCAGUAGAGUGUAAAAUGCAAUAGAAACCCAUUUAACUUGUACUUUUUAUUCGGUACAUGAACGUUUAACUGCAAAAAUGUGUAUGUGAACUACGUACUCACGCACAGCCUUUGAUGGAAACACAUAUUGCACAUAUUGUUUUUAUUCAGAUAUCAGAAUAUUUACAUAAAAAUCUGUCGCCAGUUGGAUGGAAACCUAGCUACAGACACACUUUUAUCUAUUUUAUUUUUGCAAUGUGCUCUGUUUGCCAAAAUAUACAGUGCAUUUGGAAAGUAUUCAGACCCCUUGACUUUUUCCACAUUUUGUUACGUUACAGCCUUAUUCUAAAAUUGAUUCAAUAGUUUUUUUCCCCUCAUCAAUCUACACACAAUACCCCAUAAUGACAAAGCAAAAACAGGUUUUUAGUCAUUUUUGCAAAUUUAUAUUUAAGAAAAAACUGAAAUAUCAAAUUUCAUAAGUAUUCAGACCCUUUACUCAGUACUUUGUUGAAGCACCUUUGGCAGCGAUUACAGCCUUGAGUCUUCUUGGGUAUGACGCUACAAGCUUGGCACACCUGUAUUUCGGGAGUUUCUCCCAUUCUUCACUGCAGAUCCUCUCAAGCCCUAUCAGGUUGGAUGGGGAGCGUCACUGCACAGCUAUUUUCAGGUCUCUCUAGAGAUGUUCAAUCGGAUUCAAGUCGUGCUCUGUCUGGGCCACUCAAGGACAUUCAGAGACUUGUUCUGAAGCCACUCCUGCGUUGUCUUGGCUGUGUGCUUAGGGUCUUUGUCCUGUUGGAAGGUGAACCUUCGCUCCAGUCUGAGGUCCUGAGCGCUCUGGAGCAGGUUUUCAUCAAGGAUCUCUCUGUACUUUGUUCCAUUCAUCUUUCUCUCGAUCCUAACUAGUCUCCCAGUCCCUGCCGCUGAAAAACAUCCCCACAGCAUGUUGCUACCACCACCAUGCUUCACCGUUGUGAUAGUGCCAGGUUUCCUCCAAACGUGACGCUUGGCAUUUCUCAUAGUCUGAGAGUCCUUUAGGUGCCUUUUGGCAAACUCCAAGUGGGCUGUCAUGUGCCUUUUACUGAGGAGUGGCUUCAGACUGGCCACUCUACCAUAAAGGCCUGAUUGGUGGAGUGCUGCAGAGAUGGUUGUCCUUAUGGAAGUUUCUCCUAUCUCCACAGAUGAACUCUGGAGCUCUGACAGAGUGACCAUCGGGUUCUUGGUCACCUCCCUGAUCAAGGCCCUUCUCCCCCGAUUGCUCAGUUUGGCCGGGCAGCCAGCUCUAGGAAGAGUCUUGGUGGUUCCAAACUUCUUCCAUUUAAAAAUGGAGGCCACUGUGUUGUUGGGGACCUUCAAUGCUACAGACAUUUUGUGGUACCCUUCCCCAGAUCUGUGCCUCGACACAAUCCUGUCUCUGAGCUCUACGGACAAUUUCUUCGACCUCAUGGCUUGUAUUUUGCUCUGACAUGCACUGUCAACUGUGGGACCUUAUAUAGACAGGUGUGUGCCUUUCCAAAUCAUGUCCAAUCAAUUGAAUUUACCACAGGUGGACUCCAAUCAAGUUGUAGAAACAUCUCAAGGAUGAUCAAUGGAAACAGGAUGCACCUGAGCUAAAUUUCAAGUCUCAUAGCAAAGGGUCUGAAUACUUAUGUAAAUAUUUAUUUUUAUUUUUGUAUAUAUAUAUAUAUAUAUAUACACAUUUGCAAAAAUGUCUAUAAACCUGUUUCACUUUGUCAUUAUGGGGUAUUGUGUGUAGAUCGAUGAGGGAAAAUGUUUAUUUAAUCAAUUUUAGAAUAAGGCUGUAACGUAACAAAAUGUGGAAUAAGUCAAGGGGUCUGAAUAUCUUCCAAAUGCACUAUAAAUACAUUAUUUUCAUUUGAAUUUAGAAAAGGCUAUUUUUCCAACGAUAACAGAUAGCAUCAGGGCAGUGCCCCCAGGUAGUUUCCUUUAUUUGUUUCCUUCUCCAUAUCCAAUAGUUUUUAUCAUUCUACUUUAUAUGGUAGAGAUAUAAGACAAUGCCUUUAACGCUGAGAUCCCAUCGCAAUUAAAAAGAUGGAUGACAUAGAAGCUCUGUAUGAGGGAUUGAGAUUGGCGUCUUUUCAGUGCCGGUCCCAGAACUCAGGCAAAUUUCAUAAUCAUUUUGGGGGGUUUGUAUCAUUUGAUUUACACAACAUGCCUACCACUUUGAAUAUGCAAAAUAUUUUCUAUUGUGAAACAAACAAGAAAUAGGACAGGAAAACAGAAAACUUGAGCGGGCAUAACUAUUCACCCAAAGUCAAUACUUUGUAGAGCCACCUUUUGCAGCAACUACAGCUGCAAGUCUCUUGGGGUAUGUCUCUAUAAGCUCGGCACAUCUAUCCACUGGGAUUUUUGCCCAUUCUUCAAGGCAAAACUGCUCCAGCUCCUUCAAGUUGGAUGGGUUCCGCUGGUGUACAGCAAUCUCUAAAUCAUACCACAGAUUCUCAAUUGGAUUGAGGUCUAGGCUUUGACUAGGCCAUUCCAAGACAUUUAAAUGUUUCUACUUAAACCACUUGAGUGUUGCUUUAGCAGUAUGCUUAGGGUCAUUGUCCUGCUGAAGACUGAAACAGGUUUCCCUCAAGAAUUUCCCUGUAUUUAGCGCCAUCCAUCAUUCCUUCAAUUCUGACCAGUUUCCCAGUCCCUGCCGAUGAAAAACAUCCCCACAGCAUGAUGCUGCCACCACCAUGCUUCACUGUGGGGAUGGUGUUCUAGGGGUGAUGAGAGGUGUUGGGUUUGCGCCAGACAUAGCGUUUUCCUUGAUGGCCAAAAAGCUCAAUUUUUGUCUCAUCUGACCAGAGUACCUUCUUCCAUAUGUUUGGAGAGUCUCCCACAUGGCUUUUGGCGAACACCAAACGUGUUUGCUUAUUUUUUUCUUUAAGCAAUGGCUUUUUUCUGGCCACUCUUCCAUAUAGCCCAGCUCUGUGGAGUGUACGGCUUAAAAUGGUCCUAUGGACAGAUACUCCAAUCUCCGCUGUCGAGCUUUGCAGCUCCUUCGGGGUUAUCUUUGGUCUCUUUGUUGCCUCUCUGAUUAAUGCCCUCCUUGCCUGGUCCAUGAGUUUUGGUGGGCGGCCCUCUCUUGGCAGGUUUGUUGUGGUGCCAUUUUCUUUCAAUUUUUUUAUAAUUUAUUUAAUGGUACUCCGUGGGAUGUUCAAAGUUUCUGAUAAUUCUUUAUAACCCAACCCAAUCUGUACUUCUCCACAACUUUGUCCCUAACCUGUUUGGAGAGCUCCUUGGUCUUCAUGGUGCCACUUGCUUGGUGGUGCCCCUUGCUUAGUGGUGUUGCAGACUCUGGGGCCUUUCAGAACCGGUGUAUAUAUACUGAGAUCAUGUGACAGAUCAUGUGACACUUAGGUGGACUUUAUUUAACUAAUUAUGUGACUUCUGAAGGUAGUAAUUGGUUGCACCAGAUCUUAUUUAGGGGCUUCAUAGCAAAAGGGGUGAAUACAUAUGCAUUAACCACUUUUCCGUUGUUUAUUUUUUGAAUUUUCACUUCACCAAUUUUGACUAUUUUGUGUAUGUCCAUUACAUGAAAUCCAAAUAAAAAUCCAUUUAAAUUACAGGUUGUAAUGCAACAAAAUAGGAAAAACGCCAAGGGGGAUGAAUACUUUUGCAAGGCACUGUAGAUGUCUCUGAGGGUAUAGAUGUCUGAGGGUAUAGAUGUCUUACUGAAGCAGACAUUCUCAGUCAAUCAUCUGUGGAGAAUGUUACAGUAUAUGGGGUGGAGGAAUCUGAAUGGCCAAGUAGUCCAUAGCACCACUAGGCUACAGAAUAAAGUACACUCUAAAACCAUGAAACGUGACAUGUUUAUAACUUAAAUGUCACUGUUUAAAACAUAAACAUUAGGCAUUUAGAUUUGCCAAUAAGUGUUCUCAUCUUUAACACAUUCAUUUAGAACGCAAGAUUAAACAUGUCAGUUUCCAACCAGGAGAACACAAUAUAUCUCCUAAGUGUUCAGAUUUUAAACAUUAGUGUUUACUUUCCUAUCAUCUAAACGAAUCCAAUCUGUAAGGAGUUGGGCUACUGAGAUGGUUGUUCCAGUUUAGAUGGUUUAGGAGGUCUUGUUUAUUAAGUCUUUCACCAUAGCAGUCAUUCUGCAGGUUUUGGGUGCUAAAAUAUUCCAAUUGUUGGAUAUCCUCCCUCUGGCUGGAUUCCGAUAGGAAUUACUAAUCACUUCACAAACCAGCGUAGUGUGACUUGCUGGUCUGAUGCGGCUCAUGAGCCAGGAUAUUCAGACCACAAUGUAGAGGAACUAGGCCAUAACUAAAGGCCUUAUGACAUGUAUAAUAUGUGGUCAUUAAGGGUUUACUUUUAAUUGACACACAUUCUCUUAGACAGUCACUUGCUGAAGGCUUAAUGAAUAGGAGUUUUUGAAUGCAACAACCAUGUCUCUGUCACACAAAAAAACUGUCAUGGGUGGGUAUCUCUCACAUUCACUCGAAAGGAAUGCUGGGAUAUAUGCAAAUACGGCUUUACACCAUACAGUAGUGUUUAAAACCUAAAUGCCUUGAGCUGAAUAAACGUGUUAAUGUGUUUAAAAAGUGUUACAGCGAAAUAAAAUGCUCUGGUGUUUCCAAUCUAAAGACUGUGAUGCGUUUUUAUUGAAAUGUUAAAUGCCUUGACGCGUUUAAAAAGUGUUACAGUGUAGUCCAUACUAUACCAGUUAAAUGUGGCUGAGGAAUCUGAAUGGCCAAGUAGUCCAUAGCACCAGUAGGCUACAGAAUAAAAUAGUCAAUACUAUACCAGUUAUAUGGGGUGGAGUAAUCUGAAUGGCAGUAGAGUAACAGAAUAAAGUCCAUACCCCAAUAUAUUCAGAUUUAGUACAUACAGACAAAAUCACAUAUUAAAAUAGAAAAAACACAACAACAACAGAAAAGGCUAGGGUAUAUUGAGAGAAUAAUUACAAACAAGUCGGCAGGACAAGUAAAUCUAUACACACAGUAAAUAUAAGUAGUCCAUACUACCAGUACACACACAUACAGUGAGGGAAAAAAGUAUUUGAUCCCAUGCUGAUUUUGUACGUUUGCCCACUGACAAAGACAUGAUCAGUCUAUAAUUUAAUGGUAGGUUUAUUUGAACAGUGAGAGACAGAAUAACAACAAAAAAAUCCAGAAAAACGAAUGUCAAAAAUGUUAUAAAUUGAUUUGCAUUUUAAUGAGGGAAAUAAGUAUUUGACCCCCUCUCAAUCAGAAAGAUGUCUGGCUCCCAGGUGUCUUUUAUACAGGUAACGAGCUGAGAUUAGGAGCACACUCAAAGGGAAUGCUCCUAAUCUCAGUUUGUUACCUGUAUAAAAGACACCUGUCCACAGAAGCAAUCAAUCAAUCAGAUUCCAAACUCUCCACCAUGGCCAAGACCAAAGAGCUCUCCAAGGAUGUCAGGGACAACAUUGUAGACCUACACAAGGCUGGAAUGGGCUACAAGACCAUCGCCAAGCAGCUUGGUGAGAAGGUCACAACAGUUGGUGCGAUUAUUCGCAAAUGGUAAAAACACAAAAUAACUGUCAAUCUCCCUCGGCCUGGGGCUCCAUGCAAGAUCUCACCUCGUGGAGUUGCAAUUAUCAUGAGAACAGUGAUGAAUCAGCCCAGAACUACACGGGAGGAUCUUGUCAAUGAUCUCAAGGCAGCUGGAACCAUAGUCACCAAGAAAACAAUUGGUAACACACUACGCCGUGAAGGACUGAAAUCCUGCAGCGCCCACAAGGUCCCCCUGCUCAAGAAAGCACAUAUACAGGCCGGUCUGAAGUUUGCCAAUGAACAUCUGAAUGAUUCAGAGGAGAACUGGGUGAAAGUGUUGUGGUCAGAUGAGACCAAAAUCGAGCUCUUUGGCAUUAACUCAACUCACCGUGUUUGGAGGAGGAGGAAUGCUGCCUAUGACCCCAAGAACACCAUCCCCACCGUCAAACAUGGAGGUGGAAACAUUAUGCUUUGGGGGUGUUUUUCUGCUAAGGGGACUGGACAACUUCACCGCAUCAAAGGGACGAUGGACGGGGCCAUGUACCGUCAAAUCUUGGGUGAGAACCUCCUUCCCUCAGCCAGGGCAUUGAUAAUGGGUCGUGGAUGCGUAUUCCAGCAUGACAAUGUCCCAAAACACACGGCCAAGGCAACAAAGGAGUGGCUCAUGAAGAAGCACAUUAAGGUCCUGGAGUGGCCUAGCCAGUCUCCAGACCUUAAUCCCAUAGAAAAUCUGUGGAGGGAACUGAAGGUUCGAGUUGCCAAACGUCAGCCUUGAAACCUUAAUGACUUGGAGAAGAUCUGCAAAGAGGAGUGGGACAAAAUCCCUCCUGAGAUGUGUGCAAACCUGGUGGCCAACUACAAGAAACAUCUGACCUCUGUGAUUGCCAACAAGGGUUUUGCCACCAAGUACUAAGUAAUGUUUUGCAGAGGGGUCAAAUACUUAUUUCCCUCAUUAAAAUGCAAAUCAAUUCAUAACAUUUUUUACAUGCGUUUUUCUGGAUUUUGUUGUUGUUAUUCUGUCUCUCACUGUUCAAAUAAACCUACCAUUAAAAUUAUAGACUGAUUAUGUCUUUGUCAGUGGGCAAACGUACAAAAUCAGCAGGGGAUCAAAUACUUUUUUCCCUCACUGUACAUGCACACACACACAUAGAUAGAGUGAGAGAGAGAAGUCAGUCCAUACUGAAGCUCCAACUCUAGUCUCUAUUGACCUGUCUUGCUCUACAAUGUAUAGCUGGAGGCAGCACCCAGUCAAUUUGAGACUGGAGCAGGAAGUCACAUACAACCAAGCAUGAACACACACACACACACACACAUUGCUUUGUUACUCAUUCAUAACUCAAUGAUUUUCCUUUGAUUAUUUUAGCACAUAUCCCUUCAGUCCUCAACUGGAUUUCUGCCAAUUACAGUGCUGAAGUUGUACAUUUGAAGUUAUGCUAUUCUGCCUAUUUAUAAACACCCAACUCACAGCACUAGCUCAGUCCUAGCACCCAGCCAGCACUGGAAUAAGACACAGGGCUCUAUUUGAACAAACCUAACGCAAUGGUAAAUCUAAGCUCAGGCGGUAGCUGCUAUAGGUUCAGGGGUGUGUCAGAAAUAUUUUUUAUAUUUUCACUCUUACAAUUAUCCGUGCACUUGCUGGCGUUGGCGCGAAAGGGCUGUUUAAAAAAAAAAUAAUGUUGGUGUCUCUAGACUUGGCCCCUCACUGGCCAAUCAGAACGUGCUCCAUGGCGAAAUAUGUGGUUGUUUUAAUGUAGGCUAUUGCCUUGGAAUCAACUCAAAUUCCAAUGUUAGUCCGUUAUAGUUUGUUAAAUUGCUUACAGAAACGAAACAACAAAAUGUAGACAUAUCUUUGCUAAAUACGUUAACUUGAACCCAUUUGCAGUCCACAUUGUUCUAACUGCAUGGCUUCAAUAGCAUUCACACUGAUAUAGGGGCUAGGCCUACUGUAAAUUGCAUUAUGGCUAAGCAUGGCCAUGCCAAACAUUGUCAGUAAGCAAUAUUAAAUUAAUUAUUGAUAAGGCCUAAAAAGAGAACGAAUAAUUAUAAUCAAAUUCUAACCAAAACGAAACAACAACUUGUUUUAAGUAGGCUAUGUCACACUUACAGGCACAAUAAUUUCUCCCUGUGGUAUAUAAUAUUAAAACAACGCAGACUAUGGAGGGUUUUACGCACAUCCAAACAUUUCACACUAGCUGGACAAAGAUCCAAUAUAAAUAGAAAGGGAGAAUGUCCACUCACGUUAUACUGCUUCCAAAUAGGCCUAUGUUUUAUGAACAUAAUCGGAACCAUUUUACAGAUCAGAUCGCAUUUACACAUCUCCAGCAGUUGCAUUGCAAGCGCGCCACGCACGUUCUCGCCAUAAAACCAGGAAGGUGAAUCAUUCUAAUAAGUUUGCUUGUAAUACAAUUUAUGAAACACAAGUAAUAACUUGUUUUAAACAACAACAAUAAAUACAUUUCAAAUGUAAUAAUAUCGCAAACCACCAGGAUAAAAAAAGACCUGCAUUGCUGUUGAACCAGCCUUUGUUAUAGUAGGCCUAAGGGAGGGCUUGGGUUUUGAACAAAUGAAACGGAAAACAAGCCAUUUUUACAGGUUACAAAUAACUUCUAAAUACGAGGUUCACUGGGAUUCACCGAGGUUUCAUGAUGGGCAUGGACACAUAGCAUACAUGAUGGAGAGGGGACACGUAGCCUACAUCAUGGAGGGGGUUUUACGCACGUCUAAAAUAGGACCUGCAUGGUUAAAAUAAUGUGGGCCUGCCUACAAUGCAUAGAUAAAAAGUGAAUGUCAGCUCACUGUUUUACUUCUCUCAAACUUGAUAUUUUAAUAAAGCUUUGCUGAUUAUGAUUUAUUUCCAAGCUGUCUCAGGAGCCAAACCCUUUAUCGACAGUCUUGACUACUUCAUGAUUGCAUUGAGAAGGACAAAAAAUGCCUUAAUUAAGAGGAGGGGAGGCUAUGCUUGGUUUUUAACCAAAUAAAACUAAAUGGGAAAAAACGUUAGUUUUUUAUGUUUCUAUUUACGAAGUAUACAGGCACCAAAAGCACAGGCUACUCUUGUUCAAGGCGCAUAUGGGCAGUGUGCGUCAUGCCUGGAUAGGCUGCGUUUCCGCUGUCAAAAUUCAUGCCAUAACCAACUGCCCAUGGUUGGUCUUAAAUAUCCCUAUCAGAGCUGCCUGAAAUUAGCACUUUGGAUCAUGUUUUUAAGGACACACCUAAAAUAUUUCCACCCCUCUCAUCUGAGCGCAAGCGAGCUGAUAUAAGACGGGUAAAUUGCAGAAUCUGGCGUUAGGGCUGGAAAAUGCCAGUGCACCAGUUUUUACAUGACGAAAUUGCAAACUAACCUGCGUUUCACACUAGCGCCGUCUUAACGCCAGCGGAAAAUAGAGCCCACAGGCUGUGUAGAUGGAACCAUGGAAAUGGAAUCAAUAGAACAGGCUUGGAACCUCUCACCAAGGCAAUCUGGUAAACUCCUUAUGGCAUCAUUCUGUCGAUAGAGUAACAUCAGCUGCCUUACCAGUUAAGUACAUUUAACAUUUUAGCCAUUUAGCAGACACUCGUAUCCAGAGCGACUUACAGUAGUGAGUGCAUACAUUUUCAUAUGUUUUUUUCGUACUGGUCCCCGUGGGAAUCGAACCCACAACCUUGGUGUUGCAAUGAUCAUGAUCAUUAAUAUGUCUGUUUAUACUCAGAAAAGCUGUACAGAUAUACAGGUACUGUGCUGUAUUGUACAGUAGCCUAGCCAUUCCACCGUUCUCUUUCUGAAGGGAUGCAGGGAGUAAAUGUAUCUGAUUUCCCCUUGGAUUUAACACUGACAGGCUGACAGUCAGCCUACUAUUGCUUCUGCUGAAUUGGAGGUGUGUGUGUGUGUGUGUGUGUGUGUGUGUGUGUGUGUGUGUGUGUGUGUGUGUGUGUGUGUGUGUGUGUGUGUGUGCGUGCAUACUGUGAGUGGUCAUGAAAGCAUCUCUGUGUUGUUAUUUUUUAUGUCAGACACAUGCACACACUAUGCACACACACUCCUACUCAGUCAAAUAUAAAUGCUCAGAGAGACAUUUACACACAUUCAUAUUCAGGACAGGGGGAAAUUAUCAACGAUCAGGCUGUGGAAAUGUCAGAAUCAAUCAGCUAGUCCCUGACGAGCAGAACAUUCCCUAUGGCAAGAGAGAGGGAGGGAGGGAGGGAGGGAGGGAGGGGGGAGAGAGUAAGAGAGUGCGAGACAGACAGAGACAGAGGCAGAGGCAGAGGCAGAGGCAGAGACAGAGACAGAGACAGAGACAGAGACAGAGGCAGAGGCAGAGACAGAGACAGAGACAGAGACAGAUUGUAAUCACUUCACCAGCACAAUGAGUUUGUUCAGUGAGUCAUUGGUAGCGGAGUCUACUUUCUAAAAAACUCUGCUGCCCUCUAUAGGUAAAGCACUUAGCUCUUAGCCAAACUAUUUAAUGUAAUGUGAUCGUCUGCCACUAGAGUGUCCUGUUAUACUGAUAAAUACAGAAUGCCAGAGAUAGAGAGCCAUGUACAAUAUCACUUGAAAUUCAAACACAACACCAUGGGAAUACAAUUCAAAUAAACUCAAUACUCAACAUACUAAUAACUUGGACGUCUCUGCACAUACACUAUAUGUAAAAAAGUAUGUGGACACCCCUUCAAAUUAGUGGAUUCAGCAAUUUCAGCCACACCUGUUGCUGGCAGGUGUAUAAAAUCGAGCACACAGCCAUGCAAUCUCCAUAGACAAACAUUGGCAGUAGAAUGGCCUUACUGAAGAAAUCAUAGACUUUCAACAUGGCACCGUCAUAGGAUGCCACCUUUCCAACAAGUCAGUUCAUCAAAUUUCUGCCCUGCUAGAGCUGCCCCGGUCAACUGUAAGGGCUGUUAUUGUGAAGUGGAAACGUCUAGGAGCAACAACAGCUCAGCCGCCAAGUGGUAGGCCACACAAGCUCACAGACCGCCGAGUGCUGAAGCGCGUAGCGCGUAAAAAUCGUCUGUCCUCAGUUGCAACACUCACUAACGAGUUCCAAACCGCCCUGAACGCAACGUCAACACAAGAACGGUUCGUCAGGAGCUUCAUGAAAUGUGUUUCUAUGGCCGAGCAGCCACACACAGCCUAAGAUCAUCAUGUGCAAUGCCAACGUUGGAGUGGUGUAAAGCUCGCCGCCAUUGGACUCUGGAGCAGUAGAAAUGCGUUCUCUGGAGUGAUAAAUCACGCUUCACCAUCUGGCAGUCCGAUGGACGAAUCUGGGUUUGGCAGAUGCCAGGAAAAUGCUACCUGCCCGAAUGCAUAGUGCCAACGGUAAAGUUGAGGAAUAAUGGUCUGGGGCUGUUUUUCAUGGUUCGGGCUAGACCCCGUAGUUCCAGUGAAGGGACAUUUUAACGCUACAGCAUACAAUGACAUUCUAGACGAUUCUGUGCUUCCAACUUUGUGGCAACAGUUUGGGGAAGGCCCUUUCCUGUUUCAGCAUGACAAUGCUCCAGUGCACAAAGCGAGGUCCAUAUAGAAAUGGUUUGUCGAGAUUGGUGUGGAAGAACUUGAAUGACCUGCACAGAGCCCUAACCUCAACCCCAUUGAACACCCCAUUGAACGCCGACUGCGAGCCAGGCCUAAUCGCCCAACAUCAGUGCUCGACCUCACUAAUGCUCUUGUGGCUUAAUGGAAGCAAGUCGCUGCAGCAAUGUUCCAACAUCUAGUGGAAAGCCUUCCCAGAAGAGUAUGAAAGUAUUUUCAGUAUGAAAAUGUAUGAACUCACUAACUGUAAAUCGCUCUGGAUAAGAGCGUCUGCUAAAAUGACUAAAAUGUAAAAAUGAGUAGAGGCUGUUAUAGCAGCAAAGGGGGGACCAACUCCAUAUUAAUGCCCAUGAUUUUGGAAUGAGAUGUUCGACUAGCAGGUGUCCACAUACUUUUGGUCAUGUAGUGUAUUAGGAAGGUGGGGAUAUGACCCAACAAUGUCCCCAGUAUGAUGUGUGUUUAAGUGUUAGUAUUGCCAAAUCUUGAACUCCAUUAUGUUUGCUUGGCAUCAAAGUAACCCCAGCUUCUGUCCUCCAAGCCUCACCCUUCUCUCAGCCAACCCAACUGUUUAAACACUUACCCCUAGUAUGUGUGCAUUUGUGUAUUUGUGCCUGUGUGUGUGUGUGUGUGUGUGUGUGUGUGUGUGUGUGUGUGUGUGUGUGUGUGUGUGUGUGUGUGUGUGUGUGUGGAUGCGUGCGUGCGUGCGUGCGUGCGUGCGUGAGUUUGGCGUGUGCGAGUCUGUGUGUGUUCUGGCCCAGAGUCAGCCCCAGAUUAGCCCUCUGUAGGGGUGCAGGGAGAGAGACCGUGUGUGGUUUGAUAAUGAGUGAAUGCUCAGACCCUUCAUACACAAUCAGGCCAGAAAAAUUAAACUCAGCAUGGUGGAUUCAUGUGAUCAUGGGGUAUUUAAUGACCAUCAUCUAUGUAAUGUUGACAGGUCAUGUUUUAUGUCUGAACAUGCAUAGACUAGCUAACUGCGGGGGUCAAAAGCAGUUAGUGAACUCGUUCAUAGGACACUUUCUCUCUGUGGCUCACUGUGGCCAUAUGACUCUUUCUGUCACUCCAACAACUCCAGUUCAGAUAAAGGCUGGAAGGCUUUGACCUCAGCAUUUUGGGGUUUCUUGAACAAGAAUACCGUGUGAUGAAUUAUAUUUUUUACUCUGUUUCUCAUGUCCUAUCCCUCCAUUCCCUUCUCCCUCUCUCCUCUCUGAGUGUUCCACUAGGGGAACUGCCAUUGCCAAGCCACUCCACAUGAAGGAGUGGGGCUCUGUAAGAGGUUGAAGAUGGGAGAGAAGGGGAGGUAAGGGGUUUGAUGGGACUAGAGAGGGGUAGAGGAGAACCCUUUUCAGUCCUCUCCUCUCUUCUCUCCCCACCAUUCAGAGCCAUUGAUAUGGCUGACUGGACCUGCCUGUGUUUCUUUCUGUGGAACUUCACUCUUUCAGGAAUCUGCAGCAGGCAUGAAUGAGUAAUGUGUAUUUGCUGAGUCAAUCUUUAUACACACACCAUUCAGACACACACUCAACAAGCCAUGUACACUUUGAACCCCACUUUGAACUGAAAACCCUCUUGAUAUACACACUCAAACGCAUAUUGAGCUCCUUAAACACACAAAGAGAGCCUAGAAACUGCUGAAUGAAUCUCUAAAUAAACUCUGGAUAAGUAGAGAAUAGGAUAGACUAUUCUAUUACAAAGGGCAGCAUCUCUGUGUAUAAGAGGAGAGAAAAGCAGAGUAAAGCAAUGUGAACAUUCACUCCACAUGGCAGAAUCACUCAUGGAAAAUAUCUCUCUCAUCCACCCCUCUCUUCCCGCUCCCCUCUGCAGUACCUUUCUCUAUUCGUCUCUCUCUCUCUUUCUCUCUCUCCUUUUCUCUCUCCUUCUUGGUCUCUCUUUCUCCCUCUCUCUCUCUUUCUCCCUCUCUCCUUCUCUCCCCCCUUCUCUCUCUCUGUCUCGCUUUCUCCCUCAUACUCUGUCCGCCUCUCCACCUCACCAUCUCUCUAUCUUUCUCUACCUCUCUUUUUCCACCUCUCUCUGUCUCUCUACUUCACCCUCUCUACCCCUCUCUUUCUCUCUCCCUCUCUCUCUCACUCUAUUUUUCUCUCUCCAUCUCUCUCUCCCUCUCUUUUUCUCUCGCCAUCUCUCUCUCCCUCAUUCUCUGUCCUGUCAAUGUUGGUUCUGCUCAAACUGUCUUUGUUUGUGUCCCUGGCUCCUCUAGAGGGGUGCAGCUGCAUUUUAGUUUAACUGUUUAAAACCUGUGCUCUGUAUUGUAAAAUUGAUGCUGUGGUUAACUUAUACUAGUUUGUGUGGCUCUGUUCUUACAUGUUUGUAGUAAUAUUAUGUGGGUGUUGUGUAACUAUUUCAGGGUUGAAGUUGGUUUGGAGCUGAUUUGAACCUCUCUGUGGUUACAGUGUAAGCAGGAACAUUGUGUUAGUAGAGGCAUUAUCAGCAUGUCCCAUGACCCUCCCUCCCUCAUCUCUGCUUCUACUACUGCCAUACGCUGGUGUCAGUCUGCUACCUUCAACUGAUGGGCCUAUAUGGAAUUCCUGAAACCUUUUUGAUCUUUAUCUGACAUUAGUUACAGUGCCUAGUGAAAGUCUACACCUCCCUUGCACAGUCUUCACAUUUUGCUGCCUUAAAGUAUAAGCAUAUUACAUUCUUUAUUUUAUUGUGGUGGCAGCAUCAUGUUAUGAGUAUACUUGUCACCGGCAGGGACUUGAGAGUUUGUCAGGAUCAAAAUAAAUAUGAAAGUAGCAAAGCGCAGGUUAAAAAAUUACAGGAACCCCUUUCUCUGUCUUCUGAAUACCUAACACCAGAACAGAGUUUUCUUUUUCAGCAGGACAAUUACACAAAUUGCAAAAGUCACACCAGAAUGGCUUUCCAAGAGGUGUUCAGUGUUCCUGAAUGGUCCAGUCUCAGUCCUGACCUAAAUUUGUUUCAACGUCAGAGACAAGGUUUGCAACUCUAUAUUAGGAAGGUAUAGAGGUGUUUGGUAUACUCUGUGUAUGUUGCCUUAAGAGAAUCUUAUUUAAAAUUAUUCACAGCUGUAAUGGCUGACAAAAGUGCUUCCACCAGGUAUUAACUCUGGGGUGUGAAGACAUAUGCAAUCAAGACAUCUUUGUUUUUUAAUUAAGAACAUUUUCACUUUGAAAAUGUACAGUAGGUUGUGUAGAUCAAUAGGAAAAAAUAAUCGAAUUUAAUAAAUGUUUUGAUUGAAUUUUAAGGCAGCAAAAUGUGAAAACUGUACAAAGGGUGUGUUGUCCUGCUUAAAGACUUCUCCAAGUCUGGCCUCUGCCCGCGGAGAGAACUUUCACCUCCUUCAGAACUACUUCAAGUUACAACAUAAGUGUUUGUGUUUAUAUCCUCGAUAAGGCUGAAUGAAUAAAUAUAAUGUAAUAUAAUAUCAAAUAUGGUAUAAGAUUACUGAGACGUACCCCAUGUCCUCCUGCUCUAACCUCUGACCCCUACCCACAGGUGUGUCUGCGUCAUCUCGGGGCCCAUGUGUGUGGGCUGUUUGUGGAGGUGGAGGGGGUUCAGUUUGGCUGUCAUCUAAAUGCCCUGCUGCCCCUUAUCGAGAAACAUUACUCUUUUACAAAUACAACUUUUAAAAUAUAGAACUAUUUAAAAAGGUAUGCUUCCAAAAGCAUUAUCAAAGCAUGAUGUAGGUAUUUAUCUUUUCAUUACUAUCUCAUAUAACCUGUGCUAACAGCCGCUCUAUAUCUGUCUCUGUGUCAUUGAGGAGGAGCAGGAUGAGAAGGCAGCAGACAAACUGCUGUUCAGCUACCUGACCCUAGUCAUCAAACUCACCAAGGACUGUAGCCUCCUGGAGCUCAGCAAGCCUCAGGACACACUCACUAACAUCCUGGGUAAGACACUACAACAAUACCUAUAACCUGGUCCCAGAUCUGUUUGUGCUGCCUUGCCAUCUGUUUGUGCUGCCUUGCCAUCUGUUUGUGCUGUCUUGUCAUUGCGACCAUAGGAAUUGGCACGACAGCACAAACAGCUCAGAGACUAGGCUUUACUACCUCUGGAUAUCAUAUCUGUGACGGGGGCCCAGUGUGAAAAUCACCUCAGAUAUCUCAGUUGUCUGGAGAGAGAUAACUGGGGCUACAGUACUGUGGUAAAUUAAGCUUAUUGCCUGCUCUGUACAGCAGUGUGAUUAAACUAAUGUGCCUACAAUUGUUCACCUGAAAUGUCUAUUUUUGCAUGUUUCUCACCUCUUGUUCUUUGGGUUGAUGAUGAUGGCUAUUUAGAACUAUAGAUCUAGAUCAAUUCAUCGACUAUUGAAUUGAUUUAUCAAAUAAAUAGAUUACUCUCUGAACUGCUGGCUUACCCCUUGGUGUAAUAGUGUAAUAUUUCCCUCCACCAGGUCAUGUUGGGACCAACCUGUGCUUCCCCCGCUGUUGGGUGUGGCUGACCGCCUCUCAGCUAUUUAGUCAGCUGUUUGCUGCCUUCCGGCUGGACCAGCUGUCAGCCCGCUGGAGGGAGGACACCACAGAGGAGGGCAGUGCCAACAACACCACACCAGAGCCUGUUGCUACUACAUUCCUUACUACCAACCUGGACAAGAAUGUGAGACACUACUUCCAACAUAAUCACAUUUAUCCUGCUACAAAGAUACUGGCAGCGAGAGGUGUAAUCAAGAUAUAUUUAUCAAUUACUUUUUCUGUCCUCCCUAUCUCCCCUGUCCCUCAAAUGAGAGUGCUAGUCCUGUCCUUUCGUCAUCAGCUCCAGUCUAAAUACCUAGACACGUCCACAGGAGAACAG
Coregonus sp. 'balchen' is the source of this 43056-nucleotide messenger RNA. The record is from the annotation of a GenBank genome assembly. NCBI's taxonomy places the organism in Eukaryota, Metazoa, Chordata, Actinopteri, Salmoniformes, Salmonidae.